AUGUGUUUGAAUGGUGGUACAUGUAUCCCUGCCGAUGAAUAUGCAUUGCCACAUAAAAAUUUUUAUUGUAUUUGUCCAAUUGGUUAUAUUGGUGAACGAUGUGAAAUUGCCGAAAAGAAAAUUCAUAUUUUAUUUGAAAAGAAUAUUAUUAUAUCUCAAGUAAUAUUUAUUCAUUUCUUAGAAAUUAUUAAAGAGAUGAACCCAAGAAGAUCAACUAUUUUAAAAACAGUGCCUAUUCAACAAGAUUUCUUAACAAUUUAUUGGCAUUUGCCAUUUCAUCUGAUUUUUAUUGAAUUUAAAAAUAAAAAUUAUUAUCUAGCUGCUAUUGAACGAACAUACAAACAAUCGGCGACAUAUUUCACAACGGUAAAAUCAUCUGAUCAUUGUCCAAAUAUUAAUCAAUUAUUUAAUAAAACAUUUGUUCAAAUGCAUAUUAUUCGUCGUAUUAAAUAUUAUCAUCUACCAUGUCAACAACAUUCAUUAAAUCUUUCUUGCUUUUAUGAUGAUUUUUAUCUUUGUUUCUGUUAUAAUUUUAAAAAACAACGUCUAGCAAACUGUUUUGAAUUUAAUCAUAAUAUGACAUUUGAUUGUUUUAGCGAAAGUGUUUGUGAAAAUGGAGGACAACGUUUUCAAGACAGUCCUAUUUGUCCACAACGAUCAAGUUGCAUUUGUCAACCAUGUUUUUAUGGAAUAAGAUGUCAAUUUAGUUCAGAUAAAUUUGGUUUCUCACUUGAUGGAAUUUUAGGUUAUUAUAUUCAACCAAAUAUUAAUGUUGUACAUCAAUCAUCUAUGGUCAAAAUUAGUUUGACAUUAACUAUUGUUUUUAUAACAAUUGGUUAUAUUAAUGGAAUAUUAUCUUUCAUUACAUUCAAUAAUAAAAAAAUAUGUGAAGUUGGUUGUGGUCUUUAUUUAUUGACUUCAUCAAUAACAACUUUACUCACAACUACAAUGUUCGGACUAAAAUUUUCAAUCCUUCUUCUUGGACAAAUGAAAAUUAUUACAAAUCGUUUAUUUUUGUA
This is a messenger RNA of Rotaria sordida, 1019 nucleotides long. Lineage: Eukaryota; Metazoa; Rotifera; Eurotatoria; Philodinida; Philodinidae. The record is from the annotation of a GenBank genome assembly.